GGGGCGAAAGGGAAAGGAGGUGGGCGUGUCAGGGGCAGAAAGGAGUGGGAGGGGCUGCGGCGAGGCCGGCUGUGAAAGGCUCAAUGGCGGCCAGUUACCCGUAUGGGCAGGGUUACCCUGGAUCUGCAGGACCAGCUCCGGGUGCUCCGCAAGGCAGCUACCCUGGAGGUCAGUAUGGCGGUGGGCUGCCUCCUGGCGGCUCCUACGGUGGACCAGCACCUGGUGGUCCAUAUGGGCCACCAUCUGGUGGAGGACCUUAUGGCCAGCCUUCCUCUGGGACUCCCAGUGGAAUGUAUGGAGGAGGCCCAGCGCCAGGCGGACCCUAUGGGCAACCCUCUACGAAUCCCUAUGGUGCCCCUCAGCCUGGCGCCUAUGGGGCAGGAGGUCCUGGAGGGAACAUCCCCCCUGGUGUGGACCCAGAAGCCUUCUCUUGGUUUCAGAGUGUGGAUACUGACCACAGUGGCUACAUCUCGAACAAAGAGCUCAGGCAGGCCCUUGUCAACUCCAACUGGUCCGCCUUCAAUGAUGAAACUUGUUUGAUGAUGAUGAACAUGUUUGAUAAAACCAAGGGCGGGCGCAUGGAUCUCUACGGGUUCUCGGCCCUGUGGCGCUUCAUCCAACAGUGGCGGAAUCUCUUCCAGCAGUAUGACCGUGAUGGGUCAGGAAGCAUUAAUUGUAACGAGCUCCAUCAGGCUCUCUCCCAAAUGGGGUACAACCUGAGCCCCCAGUUUUCCCAGCUGCUGCUGUCGCGUUACUCCCAGAAGGCUGCCAAUCCUGGUAUCCAGCUGGACCGUUUCAUCCAAAUCUGCACCCUGCUCCAGUCAAUGACUGAAGCCUUCCGGGAAAAGGAUACUGGCAUGACAGGCAGCGUACGACUCAACUAUGAAGACUUCCUUAUGAUGUCAGCUACUCGCAUGUUCUGAGGCCUUUUCCUUUUGGAGAGCAAGGGAUGUGGAUGGUGUUGGUGACCCUGCUGGCGGUUGUUGGCAUUUCCAUCAAAGGCCCUGAAGGAAGAGCUACUGUGGAGGAACAGCCCCUUGGUCCGGAGGGCAUCAUGUUGCAAAGGAAAAUGAGAUUGGCCUUCUCCAUCUUACUCGUAUAAUGCCAGAUGUUUAGGUGCUGCUAGAUCGAUUCUUUCAAAAGUUCAGAUGAUUGGUUCAGUUUCAUUGCCAUGAAGCAUCUGCCCCAUGUAGCCACUACAGGGCAAGCCACAAACCCCGGCCAAAAUGUGCAUGUGCAGCAGCUGCACCAAGGCCUCUCCCUGUAGAGUUUUCUCCUCUGCACCCGUCCCUUGCUAAGCAGUUUGAAUACUACUUCUUGCUCCUAAAUCGCCCUUCAGGGGUUUGUUGGUGCAACCUGGAAUCAGCAAAGCAGAAAAUGACCCCAAGGGGAGUGAAUUGGGCUCCAUGCUUUUAUGUCAACAGCAGUCAGGAUUCCUGCAUUCCCAUGUGAAGUAUCAUGCACAACUGCCCUCUUUGCCAUUAGAUGGGUAACGAGACUGUGAGCCAAGAUUUCAGACUCUUCCUGCAGACGGGUGAAGAUUUGGCCCUCUGAUCAAUGUAUCUCCCCCGGGUUUCCUCUUGCAGUGCUAAAGUGCAAGCUCCCUUGCCAACAACUCGUAGCUCCUCCUCUUCAAUUGCCAACAUUUUGCUUGUGAUUUUUCUAGGGGCCAAAAUCAUGGGUAAUGACGUGUCAGUAAUAGGUUUAUACUUACGUAAAGCUCUAUACAAUAAAGGACGCUGGGCACUGAGAAACCC
Messenger RNA from Rhineura floridana, 1757 nucleotides. RefSeq names its product penta-EF-hand domain containing 1 (gene PEF1). The transcript is spliced from 5 exons. Gene Ontology annotation, biological process: COPII vesicle coat assembly. Gene Ontology annotation, molecular function: calcium ion binding. The coding region runs from base 84 to 923 and encodes 279 amino acids. The record is from RefSeq and is a predicted model, not a curated record. Lineage: Eukaryota; Metazoa; Chordata; Lepidosauria; Squamata; Rhineuridae.